Camelina sativa (false flax) is the source of this 1083-nucleotide messenger RNA. RefSeq names its product putative pectinesterase/pectinesterase inhibitor 22. The record is from RefSeq and is a predicted model, not a curated record. Gene Ontology annotation, molecular function: enzyme inhibitor activity; pectinesterase activity. Lineage: Eukaryota; Viridiplantae; Streptophyta; Magnoliopsida; Brassicales; Brassicaceae. Gene Ontology annotation, biological process: cell wall modification.
CCGGAGGCAAUGGUGGCCUGAAGGUGGCUAGUACGGUUGUCGUUAACCCAAACGGCGUCAACGGUGAUACCUUUAAAACCAUAAAUGACGCCGUUGCUGCUGCCCCAACAAAAGCAGAAUCCGGCGACGGAUACCUCGUUAUUUACGUCAUCGCCGGGGUUUACGAAGAGUACGUCACAAUCCCUAGCAACAAAUCAUACGUGAUGAUCGUUGGUGACGGCAUUGACAAAACAAUCAUCACCGGAAAUAGAAACGUCGUUGACGGUUCCACCACUUUUGCUUCUGCUACACUAGCUGUAAUCGGAGAAGGCUUCAUCGCGGCAAACAUAACCAUGAGAAACACGGCCGGGCCUAACAAACACCAAGCUGUUGCUGUCCGCAACAGUGCAGACAUGUCAGCAUUUUACAAAUGUAGCUUCGAGGGUUAUCAAGACACGCUUUACGUCCAUUCACUUAGACAGUUUUACAGAGAAUGUGAUAUAUAUGGAACGGUAGAUUUCAUAUUUGGAAACGCAGCUACGGUUCUCCAGAACUGCAACAUCAUUCCAAGGUUACCAGUUCAAGGACAGUUCAAUGCCAUAACGGCUCAAGGCAGGAGCGAUCCAAACCAGAACACCGGGAUUUCGAUACAAAAUUGUAGAAUUACACCUAGUGCUGAAUUGGUUACAAGUAACUUCUCGGUUAAGACGUACUUAGGCCGGCCGUGGAAGGAGUACUCAAGGACGGUUUAUUUGCAAAAUUUCAUGGAUGGGUUUAUCGAUGGUAAAGGAUGGAAUGAAUGGAUGGGUGAUUUCGCUUUGAGUACAUUGUAUUAUGCGGAGUUCAAAAAUACCGGACCAGGUUCAGAAACAGCCAACCGGGUUAACUGGCCCGGUUAUCAUGUGAUCAAUGAAAGUGAAGCUGUUUGGUUCACCGUUUCGAACUUUAUAGUCGGCGACAGCUGGCUGCCCAACAUGGGAGUUCCAUAUGCCGGUGGCUUCAUGUAAUCUCCAUAAACUUAAAUUAAACUUUGUGUAUGUUUAUGUCUACCGCUGUGAUUUAUCUAUUUGAAUGUGUUCAUGAUCAAACUUAGAAAAGUUAAUC